AUGUUACAGUUCUUGCAGACGACAGAUUGGAAGCGAAAAAGAAUUCAAAGCGGGAGAAAGUUCAAGAUCUAUCUAUCUAUCUAUCUAUCUAUCUAUCUAUCUAUCUAUCUAUCUAUCUCAUGGUGUAAAAUCCAUGCAUCUAUCCACCCAUCCUAUCUAUCUAUCUAUCUAUCACAGCCUGCUAUCUAUCUAUCUAUCUAUCUAUCUAUCUAUCUAUCUAUCUAUCUAUCUAUCUAUCACAGCCUGCUAUCUAUCUAUCUAUCCAUCUAUCUAUCUAUCUAUCUAUCUAUCUAUCUAUCACAGCCUAUCUAUCUAUCUAUCUAUCUAUCUAUCUAUCCAUCUAUCUAUCUAUCUAUCUAUCUAUCUAUUUGUCCGAUGGGUUCUAUAAUAUAUAAAAGUGUAAGAACUAUCUAUCCUUCUAUCUACCUGUUGGUCCCCAUGAAAGAAAAAAAGUGUAAGUUUCUUCCAUCUAUCUCGCUGUUUGUCUGUCUGUCUGUCUGUCUGUCUAUCGAUCUAUCUAUCUCUGCUAAUAUGAAUCAUUCUACUCAUAUCUAUCUAUCUAUCUAUCUAUCUAUCUAUCUAUCUAUCUAA
This is a messenger RNA of Acanthosepion pharaonis, 591 nucleotides long. The record is from the annotation of a GenBank genome assembly. Lineage: Eukaryota; Metazoa; Mollusca; Cephalopoda; Sepiida; Sepiidae.